This is a messenger RNA of Centropristis striata (black sea bass), 4765 nucleotides long. It is a transcript of the gene ccdc69, whose product is annotated as coiled-coil domain containing 69. Bases 72 to 947 code for a protein of 291 amino acids. Lineage: Eukaryota; Metazoa; Chordata; Actinopteri; Perciformes; Serranidae. The transcript is spliced from 9 exons. Gene Ontology annotation, molecular function: microtubule binding. The record is from RefSeq and is a predicted model, not a curated record. Gene Ontology annotation, cellular component: nucleus; cytoplasm.
AGGUGAAGAGGAGAAGAGGAGAAGAGGAGGCUUGUGACCCGCAGCGGAGCUCGGAGCACCGGGCAGGAGGCAUGGGCUGCACCCAGAGCAAGAAGAAAAGCAAAGGAAAGAAAGGAGAGAAGACCAGCCAGCACCACAAAGCUGAGCCAGAUGUGUGUCUCCAGAAGCAGCUGGAGCGGUUUGAGUGGCAGCUGAGGAUCCUGAAGGAGACCAAUGGGAACCCGGCGAGGGCGGAGCUCCUGAGGGAGCACGCUGACGAGGAGGUGUGCUCCCUGGUCAUCAGCAUCCUCAACCAGGUGAAAAGUGAGACGACGGCUGAUUUAAACGUUCUGCACGAAGAGAAAAAUAAAACUGCUGCUGAAGAACACGAGAAACACCUGGAAGAGCUGCAGAAUAAACAGGAAGAAGAGAAAACUCAGCUGACAGAAAAGUUUCAGGCUGCUGAAAACCUCCUGAAGGGUGAAGUGGAUCAGCUGACAGCAGAGCUGCAGCGCUACAACCAGCUGAAGACACGAGUCCACCAGUCCACCUUCAAACAAGACCUGAGGAGGAACAUCCAGGCCCACGGCAGCCCCGGUGCAUUCUGGGAGUCUGAGCAGGAGUCUCUGCUGUUUGUGAUCGAGAUGAGGAGCCAGCAGCUGCAGGAGCAGAGCAGGAGGCUGCAGACCAUGGAGCAGCUGGUGGAGAAGAACCUGUCUCUGGAGGCCCAGGUGAUCCAGACCCUGCAGCAGAAGGAGGAGCAGGAGAUCCGGCUGGGCAGGAGUCAGACUCUCCUCCAGCAGCUGUCGAAGGAGCAGCAGGACCUGAAGGGGGCGCUGGAGAGGCAGCUGGUGAUGAACCAGAAGCUUUCUCAGGAAAAAGAGCAGCUGAUGUUCAAACUGAGGCACCGAGACUCGUGUCCGACCAUCCACCUGCCGGCCAUGAUGCAGGAGAUCUCGCCCAGAUGAUCUGGUGGAUCCUGAGACUCUCCGUGUAGAUAGAAACUUUAAUUAUUCACCAGUCGGUCCUGGUUCACCGCUCAGGAGUCUGAACCGGCUUCAAACCGGAUCAACGACCGGAUAACUCCCAUUUUAACUGCAUCUCCACUGGUUCUAAUGCAGCUGAACAACGAGGGAUCCAGAGAUCAGAUCCACGUCAGUUCUGCUGGGACCAGAAGCUGUGAACACACUGUAACGAGCCAGACAACAGUUUGGACCUCAGAUAUCUCCAGAGCUGCCACAACGUCUUCUUUCCUGUUUGUUUGUUGGUAUUUUGUCAAGAGAAGUGGCUGUUUAUGACAGUUUGAACCUCAAUUAUGAAUCAGGCAACGAUAACGGAUCCGUUCGGCAGCAACCUGAGAGUUCGGUCACACCAGAAAGUCUCUUUUCCCUUUCUUAUGAGACACAAAAUCCCCCAAAAAAGACACAAAAUCAGGAAAAAAAGACCCAAAAUCCCCCCAAUAAGACCGCAAAUCCCCCCAAAAAGACACAAAAUCACCAAAAGCCUUGCUGCAGUAAAGCCAGCUAAGGAUUGUGGGUAGUGUAGUACUUCUCCAUGACAUUGCAAAUAAGAUACGGCUGGUUUCUGUGGCUUCUUUAGGAGCAUAAACCUCGGCUGCUAAUGGCCGAUAAUGAACCACCGGAGACAGAAUAUGAACAAGAUUUAACUGCUGAACGUCUCGCCGUCUCCGUGUUUUUUCCGUAUUUUAUCUCGUCAAUAAAACUGGUGAGAUAGUCUGAGUUGGUGAAAGUUGACUGGUCUUCUAUCUUCGUCUCCGUUAACUGGUCCACUGAUCGUGCCGAGGCUUCAGCUGCUGGUGUGACUGUUUGAUAAAGUGCCUCACAGACUCUCACACUGAUGGAUCAUGCAGACAGGAAGCUGGAUCUACUGGAUCCACUGGAUCCACUGGAUCCCAGGCUCACGACAUGAUUUACCUCAAAGCUCUCGAAGGUUCAAACUCCAACUCUCUUUACCUGUUCUACUCCGUGGAAGAAGCAAAACUUCUCCAGUUUCACAGGAAAAAUCAUCAAUCAACUCAAACUUUUGUCUUCCUUUUUGCUCACAAACAGAACUCAGGAAGGUUUCCGAUCCGGUUCCACCACAAACGGACUCUCCUGAAGUCGUACAACUGUUGUUUUCGUGUUCCAGGUAAACUUGGACAAACUUUCUUCAGGUGCUUGACGGUUCAAACCAUCAACGGUUCUUCCAGGAACUUCCGGAUGUUAAAGGUUCCAGAAAGUACAAUCAGUUCUUAAUAUAAAUGGACUUCUGUAACUGCUCCCAUCUGAAGAGGUGUAAAGUUUCCACUUGAGGUUGUUCAGAAGACAAUAAGACGUCAAAAAGCCUCUUAGAAGAUCUUCACAGUCACCUUCAUAAAGGAUUCUCUCAGAUUUCCAUCUGAUCCCAAACUACGACUUUUUUAAAAGUUACUUUUGCUCAAAAUAUUCAUAAUAAAUUCAAUCUUUGUACCUGGACGUCCUGCUGGAGAGUUCAGGAUUCAAACCCGGACUGUUACGACUUUUACCAACUGUGAUUUACUUUCUAAUGCCAAAUGUUUCGUCAGUUUGCUUUUACUCACUUCCUGUUGGCGUGCCUUGUUUUCACGUUUCUGAUUCGUGUCACAGCUUUUUCACGUCUCUUGAUGUUUUUAUCGGCUGACGCACGUCAACGUAGAGUUAACCUUCACUUUCAGAGUCGCGUGUUUCUGUUCAGUUUUCAGGAGCUAAACAAACAAACAAACUGCAUUGAGCCGUUUAUUUUGGUGUCUUGAGUGAGUUUUAUAAGCCUCUGGAACAUUUUCUUUACAUGCAGUGGACUGUUUUCAGUUCCUUCAAUCAAAAAUGACAGCUAGCAAUCAAUUCUAGUGUUGUAGCCUCUUGGCUAUCAAAGUCAGUUGAGUUAAACCUCCAUUUUUUUUAGUGAUCCGCUAAUCUUUCAUAGCUACGGGCAAGUUUUAUCUCCUCUGCAUACUUGUAGAAGAAAUCACAGAAUCCCUGUUAGCUUUCCUGUACUUUAAGGCUAAUGCUAACAUUCAGACUUGCUAAUAUAAUCAUACUUUUUCAAAUUCUACGGUUGGAACUCAGUGGAAGCAUGUUACAUGGUAAAACGACUAAGUUGAGUUUUAUUCAGUUAAAAAGGAUAACUAGCUAAACUAACAUCUGUGUUCUUAGCAUGCUAGCAUCUUAGCUUACCUCAUGAUAACUUGUGUAUUUGGUUUAUCUUUAAAUUUUACCUAAAACUUCAGACAUACCUCAAGAACAAAUGACAGAAUCCCUGUUAGCUUUCCUGUACUUUGAGAUUAAUGCUAACAUGGCAUGCUAACGCUAGUAUUCCAACUUUAUAAAGUAUUAUGUGACGAUCCAGGGCGAAGACAUUGAAAAGAAAUAGAUGUAACAUGCUAACCACCACCAUGUAAACAUCCAUUAGUCAGUAAAGUGUUUGUUAACCUGCUACUGUUGGAAUGUUAGCAUGUUAGCAUUUAGCGCAAAUUACAACACUCAAGAAGUUGUUACAGUAUUUAGCUCCACGUUGUGGGGAAUUUGUUUUACAAUUAUCGUGUUUUAAAAAUGUUUAUCCAUCAAACAAUUUUAUUUCAGUUGUGUAAUAAUUAAAUCAUCAUAGGAGAUGCUAAUGUGGCGCUAAACAUUCAGUGUCAGAAAGUGACUCAGCAGAAUUAAUCCGUGUCCUCUAACAGUUUUGUGAUUUAGUAACUGUUUACUUUUGGGAAGCUAGUUAGCUGGCUAGCUGGUUAACUAACUAAUUAUAUGCUAGUUGGCUGCUAACAGUUUGGCACGAGUUAAAAUAGGUCACAAAGUUAGCUGGGGCGCUAACGGUAUGCUUCAAGUUUCAGCUAACAGGCUAGCAAGCUUGAUAAUCAGAUUAUCACUUUAAACUGAUAAAAGAAAGUGACUCAGCAAAAUUAAUUUGUCCUCGAACAGCUUUGUUCUUUAGUGACAGUUUACUUUUUUGGGGAAAUAGUUAGCCGGUUAACUGACUUAUUAUAUGGUAACUAGCUGCUAACAGUUUUGCGCUAGCAAGCUAAAAUAGCUCAUAGCUGAAAUAGUUGGGUCGCUAACAGUUAGCUUCAAGCUUGAGCUAACAGGCUAGCUAGCUUGGUCACUAGAUUAUCGGCUUAAGCUAAUAAAAUUAAAUUUUAUAUUCAAGGAAAGCAGCUGACAUGAACAUUAAUGACUCAGUUAAUGUGACAGUUUAUGCUUUUGGAUGCGUUCUUUUUUUUUUUUUUUACUAUAAAAUUAGCAAACAUUUAAGCCGUUAGCGACGAGUCAACAAGGAAAGUUUGUGUGAUUUAAUGCAGGUGUGAAUCAUAAACAGCUGUUUACUGUCAGAGGUUUCUUUAAUGUCUAAAACAUAUUUUAAGUUAAACAAUCACAACAAUAAUCACUGUAAACGCCUUUAAAAGCUUCUGUUGCUUCUCAGAGAUGUGAACUUAUUGCCAUGUUGUCUGUUUAGGUUUUUUUAGUAUUUCUGCUUCUCGUUACCGUGACGAUGGAUUUGUGGGAUGUGAUGUUUGAAUUGCCAAAAAAGCAAAACGUGUGUCAGUGUUUUGACGACUCUUUCUCCUUAUGCACGAGCACUUUGACCAGUAAUAUUUACCAGGUUUGUAUAAGAGAGAUUUUUUUCAUGUUGUAUAGUUUUUAAUUUUUUUCUCGGCUUCUUAAAAACUGACUGUGUAAAAACUAAUUUCAUCUUUUCUUGGUUGGAUUUAAAUCCAGCGGUUUAUCCUUUUUGUUUUUGGCUUGACUUAAUAAAAAGCUGCAACUUAAAA